Messenger RNA from Bombyx mandarina (wild silkworm), 712 nucleotides. RefSeq lists its product as uncharacterized. The record is from RefSeq and is a predicted model, not a curated record. NCBI's taxonomy places the organism in Eukaryota, Metazoa, Arthropoda, Insecta, Lepidoptera, Bombycidae.
UUGAAUCUUAAUUCGAGUAAAACUAAAUGAGGUUCAAUAUCCGCUGGUGUACAUGAUCUGUGUUUGUCAGGUCUGGUAAGAUUUAUAUAAUCUGUGUUUGUCAGGGAAAAGUCAUAAUGCGUCAGAAUGUAAUUAAAUAGUAGUUGGUUAGAUGGUGGUCAGCAUAGAUUAUACACUUAAUAUAUUCGGAAGGCGUCGUGGAUGGGCUGCUCGUUGUCGAGUUGUCCCGUGGUGCAGCAGUGCUGUGGCUGCGUGCCCCUGCGCGCCGGAGUCGUCAUGGUUGCGCUCGCUGGCGCGCUGUGGGCGGCAGUGUUCAUCUUCUUGUUCACAGCGACCGGCAACAGUUGGUUGCUGAGUGUCGGCCUUCCUAAAUCGUUGGAAAAUGUCCGUUUUGUGCAUGGCGCGCUGGGAGUUGUGGUUUGUUUGUUCCACGUGUUGCUGCUGGCGGGCGCGGCGUGCGAGAGCGCGGCCCUGUGCGAGCUGUACGUGUGGUCCGCGGUCCCCUGCGGAGCGACCCUGCUCGCGUGCGGCUGCUGCCUCAGUGUCUCCGCGGCGCUGGGUUCCGCGCCACUCUUCGCGACGCUCUGCACGGGCUUCACCUUGUUCUACAUCGUGCUCACUCUGUACUUUGUUGUUGUAGUCGCUAAUUAUAGAUUGACGAUUCCUUAUUUUUUAUUUUCGUAACUUUGAGGUUUUUCUUUGACAGUUACGU